Mytilus californianus (California mussel) is the source of this 1877-nucleotide messenger RNA. RefSeq names its product cytochrome P450 2B5-like. Gene Ontology annotation, molecular function: iron ion binding; heme binding; oxidoreductase activity, acting on paired donors, with incorporation or reduction of molecular oxygen, reduced flavin or flavoprotein as one donor, and incorporation of one atom of oxygen. The transcript is spliced from 8 exons. NCBI's taxonomy places the organism in Eukaryota, Metazoa, Mollusca, Bivalvia, Mytilida, Mytilidae. Gene Ontology annotation, cellular component: intracellular membrane-bounded organelle; cytoplasm. The record is from RefSeq and is a predicted model, not a curated record. The coding region runs from base 228 to 1715 and encodes 495 amino acids. Gene Ontology annotation, biological process: xenobiotic metabolic process.
UGGGUUUGCAUCACAUUUCAUACGAGGCAAGGUCAACACGGAUCAAGUCAUUAAUGUCAUUAAUUUACCUUCAUACACAAUAUCUACUUGUAUGAAUAAAUACGAUCUUUUCAAGUGUUUGAGAUUUAUAGACAUAGGAACAGACCCUAGAUGUUAUAUUUAGUAAAAAUCGUGUACUUUUAGUAUCAUAUUCGUGUUAUAUUGUGAUCAGUAACAUAUGGUACAAAAUGGAUUGUUGUUCAUCAACUACUUAUCUUGUUUAUGGAUUGAUAGCUAUACUGACCUACAUUAUAUAUAAUUACAUUAAGGGAUGGCAUACACGGUCAAAAUUGCCACCUGGGCCACCACCGUGUCCUAUUUUUGGAAACAAAAUACUGUUCAAAAAGGAUCCGUUGGGAUAUAAACGCUUAACAGAGUUAUCUAAACAGUAUGGAAGUGUUUAUCGUUUAUACUGCGGUUCGACUAAAAUUGUGUUUCUAAACGGAUAUGAUGCGAUACAUGAAGCGUUUGUUAAACAGGCAGCUGUAUUCACUGACCGACCCCAACUGUUUGCUCCACUCAUUGGUGUGUCAAAGGGUACAGGUAUAACAUACAACAGUGACCAUAACUGGAAAACUCUGCGGCGUUUUACUCUCCAAGCAUUGAGAGAUUUUGGAGUGGGGAAGAAAUCUUUGGAGGAACAAAUUGUAGAAGAGAUUGAUGUAGUCUCUGAUACCUUAAAGGCCAGCAAUGGGGAACCGAUUCGAGUCAAACCACUCCUCUUGUCAGCUGCAACUAAUAUUAUUUGUAGUGUCAUGUUUGGAGAGAGAUUCAGUUAUGAAAAUUCCAGGUUCACAGAACUGACAGGCGUUUUGGAAGAAAUAUUUCGUUUAAACGCUCCAUUUGCAAAGGAAAAUUUCUUUCCAAUUACCAGACUCUUCCCCUCAGGUAGAGAGUUAAUCCGGAGGAGAAGCGCGGCAAUAGAGAAAGUAAAAAGAUAUUUAGCUAGGACGAUCAAAGAACAUGAAGAUACAUUUGACAGUAAUAACAUCAGGGAUUUUAUUGAUUUAUAUCAUAAAGUGUCAAUGGACGAAUCAGAACCAGAAAUAUUUACAGAGGCUAACAUUUACAAAGUGAUAGUUGAUUUGUUCCUGGCAGGAGGAGAAACAACAGGUACCAGCUUGGACUGGUCCUUGCUGUAUAUGAUAAGAUACCCAGAUAUACAAAGAAAAUGUCAGGCAGAAAUCGACAAGGUUGUAGGAACAAACCGAAGAGUAAAACUGUCAGACAAGGUUAACCUCCCUUUUCUAGAGGCCACCUUACUGGAAAUCCAAAGAAUAGGAAAUACAUUAACAUUUUCCUUGCCACACGUGGCAAAGACAAAUGCCACACUACAAGGUUACUUUAUUCCUAAAGAUUCCAUUGUCAUUGCCAAUUUAUAUUCUGCACAUAUUGAUGAAAAAUAUUGGGAUGAUCCUGAAACAUUCAGGCCAGAGAGAUUUCUGGACAGUGAUGGCAAAAUCCAGAGGAAGGAUGCAUUUGUUCCCUUCUCAAUAGGUCCAAGGUUUUGUAUUGGAGAACCACUUGCAAGAAUGGAACUGUUUUUAUUCUUCACCAACCUAUUACAACAGUUUUCAUUUACACCUACAGAUGGGAAUGAUCUCCCUUCACUUGAUGGUAUCCAAGCUUUGACAUUGACCGCAUUGCCUUACCACUUGGUGGCAAGGCCUAAAUGAUAACUAACUUAGAUAUAUUACACAAUUAUAUUCUUUAUUAGCUUUAAAACAUAUAUCAAUUAACAUUAAAAUAUUGAAAACAAUUAAAAUUCAUGGUUGUACAAAUUGUGAUUGUUCAUAGAAAUUACAUCAAGGUUAAUUAAAACAGUACGAAAACUUAAA